Saccoglossus kowalevskii is the source of this 703-nucleotide messenger RNA. Its product is annotated as ADP/ATP translocase 1-like. Gene Ontology annotation, cellular component: mitochondrial inner membrane. The record is from RefSeq and is a predicted model, not a curated record. Gene Ontology annotation, molecular function: ATP:ADP antiporter activity. Gene Ontology annotation, biological process: mitochondrial ADP transmembrane transport; mitochondrial ATP transmembrane transport; negative regulation of mitochondrial outer membrane permeabilization involved in apoptotic signaling pathway. NCBI's taxonomy places the organism in Eukaryota, Metazoa, Hemichordata, Enteropneusta, Harrimaniidae.
CAUUUUGCCGGCGUAUUCCAGCUUUAUACAGUACCACGGAGUCAUGUCUAUUUCCAAAGAAUCCGUGAAAUCUUUUUGCAAGGAUUUGCUUGUAGGUGGUACUGCUGCAGCAGUAUCGAAGACAGCCGUAGCACCAAUUGAGCGAGUCAAACUGCUUUUACAGGUCCAAGAUGCAUCAACCCAGAUUUCAGCUGCCCAAAAGUACAAGGGUAUUGGAGACUGUUUUUCAAGAGUAGUAAAAGAACAGGGGUUUGUGUCACUUUGGCGUGGUAACUUGGCCAAUGUUAUAAGAUACUUCCCUACUCAGGCUCUCAACUUUGCCUUUAAAGACAAAUACAAGCAGAUAUUUGUGGCUAGCAUCGAUAAGAAGAAAAAUUUCUGGCGGUUCUUUGCUGGUAACUUGGCUUCUGGUGGUGCUGCUGGUGCAACUUCCUUGUGUUUUGUCUACCCACUUGAUUUCGCCAGAACCCGUCUUGCAGCUGAUGUUGGUAAAGGUGCGGCUGACAGGCAAUUCUCUGGCCUUGGUAAUUGUCUUGCCAAAAUCUACAAGUCUGAUGGGCUCAUUGGUCUGUACCGUGGUUUCAACGUCUCAGUCCAAGGUAUUAUCAUCUACCGUGCAUCUUACUUUGGUUGCUUUGAUACAGUAAAAUCAUUCGUACCACAGAAGUACCAGCGUAAUGUGAUCCUGUCCUGGAUGAUUGCC